Messenger RNA from Cannabis sativa, 1195 nucleotides. RefSeq lists its product as uncharacterized. NCBI's taxonomy places the organism in Eukaryota, Viridiplantae, Streptophyta, Magnoliopsida, Rosales, Cannabaceae. The transcript has a single exon. The record is from RefSeq and is a predicted model, not a curated record. Bases 578 to 934 code for a protein of 118 amino acids.
UCAAAUUUAUAUGUAUAUAUGAAAAUUAACAUUAAAGUUUUACUCUUUUUUUCUUAGAUUGGAUGGAUCCAGUCUGAUCCAAUACAUACUGGAUAUAAAAUAUUGGAUGGAUCCAAUCCGAUCCAAAAAAUAUUAGGUUUAAAAUAUUGGAUAAACCCAAAUUAAAUAAAUAAAUAUAUAUGAAAUACAUCCAAUGGAUAGAACCGAUCCAAUCCAACAUCCAAUGGAUGUUGGAUCGAUUGGAUGAUGAAAUUAAUUGGAUCGGAUCGGAUGGUAAAAUCUAACAUCCAAUAUAUGAUUGGAUCGGAUCUGGAUAGGCCUAAAAACAUUGGAUGUGAUCCAAUGAACACCCCUACUUACUGCCCUACCAACCUGCUUUAGAGGUUGUACUUUAAAGUCUAAAAUACCCUUUAUUUCGUUAAAGGACUUAACAUGUCCUUAGGGUACAACCCCUAUAAAGCAGACUGUUAUAUAUUUUUUAACCGUGAUAAAUAAACGGGAUAAAAUUACAAUCCCUAUUUUCUGAUUCAAUAUUUCUCUCGUAACCACCGAUCGAAAACUCCUUCGUUUUCCUCUAAUGGCGACCACUUCUCUCACCUCAUUCCGACCCGCUCCGAUCCAAGCAUCGUCCUCAAGAAAACCCGAUCCUAUUCGCCGCAAGCCUGGUUCCGUUAACUGGUGGACCCCGCUCUUCGGCUACCACUCCGAUCCGGAGUACAUCGGCACCUCAACCGGAGAACAGAACGCGGUCUCGGAUCCCGAAACUGAGUCAGAUCGUCCUAGAUCCAAAUUCUCCUUGGGUUGUUUCACCGAAGAGAAGGCGAAACAGCUAAGGAGGAAGACCUUGGAGAGCUCCACGUUUCACGACGUGAUGUACCACUCGGCGAUCGCUUCUAGACUAGCGUUUGAUUCGAAGAACAGACCCGAGAAGUAACGGUUCUCGUUUGGAGCUCCGGUAUGUUCCUCGGUACCCGUUAUUUUUUUAAUCAGGCGAGGUUUGGGGGUUUUGGAGCUUUUGUAAUAAACUAGAAUGACUUUUGGUUUGUGUGUGAUGUUGUUCUUGGCUUGCCUUAAUCAAGAAAAUUGGUUUUGUAUUCUUGUUUAAUCUGUAGCCUGUAGGGUCAAGAUCCAAUAACCACUUCUUUGUAUUUUGUAACUUUUUUUUUUCUUUUUUAUAAAUCUGAACCGUUUAUGA